Molecule: messenger RNA, 985 nt
Organism: Punctularia strigosozonata HHB-11173 SS5
Lineage: Eukaryota; Fungi; Basidiomycota; Agaricomycetes; Corticiales; Punctulariaceae
Product: haloacid dehalogenase
Exons: 7
Coding region: 206-985 (259 amino acids)
Source: RefSeq, a predicted model, not a curated record
CGCGGAACCUUCGCCUCGUGUUGUUAUACCGCAUCUUCGACUUGUACCACGCUGUGACUCUUGUACUGUCGCCGAAUCCUCAUCGUAUGAUAUCCGCAUUUUCAGUAUUGUCCGAGGACGACGGGAAAGACGCCGACAACAUAUAUCAGUGAACCGUACGCUAACCUGGAGGUCAAGUCGCACCAUCUCCCCGCGCCCUAGCACCAUGGCCACAGAACUGAGAGACGUGGAAGCUUUUGUAUUUGAUGUCCUUGGGACUGUAGUGAACGUGCAUGGGACGCUUGUCCGCGAAAUUCGGGGUUUGGCCCAGACGCAUGGUCACAACACGGAUGAAGACUGGGCUGCGUUCGCGUCGGAAUGGACUGUUGAAUAUGACAACAAAACAAAGAAUAUCGCGAAAGGUGACUGUGGACCAUCGAAUCUCGACGUGUUGAAUCAACAGAUCCUUGCAGGGAUGCUCAGUUCUCCACGAUGGAAACACCUGGAAGACCUCUUCGAAGAACGCGAGCGGAGAGAACUCGGGGCCCUCUGGCAUCGCUUGGACGGUUGGGGUGACUCGUCGCCGGGAUUAUACUCAUUGAAGAGGCACUACCUGAUUGCGACGCUCUCCAACGGCAAUGUUCGACUUCUGGCAGACAUUGCGAAACAAGCCGAUCUACCUUGGGAUAUCAUCUUCUCCGGAGAACCCUUGGGGUCAUACAAGCCAAAUCCCAAAGUAUAUCUCGGUGCAGCGCACCAUCUCGGAUUGCCCCCGAACAAAGUUGCCAUGGUCGCGUCCCAUGUGGAAGAUUUACGAGCGGCGGCAACGCAUGGGAUGAAAACGGUGUACCUGCGCAGGCACACAGAGGAUAUUGAUAUCGUCAAGUUGGACGAUGGUACGGAGGUCACACUACGAGAUACAGUCAAAGCUAAGAAGGACGGCGGUGACAUCGAUAUCGUGGUGAACUCCAUCCCGGAGCUGGCGCGCAUCGCCUACGCCUUCUGA